Messenger RNA from Amblyraja radiata (thorny skate), 1457 nucleotides. Its product is annotated as creatine kinase M-type-like. NCBI's taxonomy places the organism in Eukaryota, Metazoa, Chordata, Chondrichthyes, Rajiformes, Rajidae. The coding region runs from base 150 to 1346 and encodes 398 amino acids. Gene Ontology annotation, molecular function: creatine kinase activity. The transcript is spliced from 10 exons. Gene Ontology annotation, biological process: phosphocreatine biosynthetic process. The record is from RefSeq and is a predicted model, not a curated record.
AGCCGAGGUCACAUUUCAAGUGAAGCCAGAGCGAUGUGAUCGCACUCUCAGUUCGCUGCAGGAGGGCAGCGUGAGUGGUCACUCCCGGAGGCUCGUCUCUCUUAACCAGCAGCCCAGGAUUUGUGUGUCGCUGGCCGCUGUCUGCAGACAUGUGGAAACUAAAACCUCCGCUAGAAAUGCCACUCAGUCUCAAGUACAGCUACAUUUUGGAGCAAUUAACUCCGCACGGCCCUGCAAUUACUGGAAACAAAUUGUCAGUCGAAGAAGAAUUUCCAAACUUGAGCAAAAAUCAGACAUGUAUGGCAAAUGUUCUCACAGUCCAAAUGUACAAGAGACUGAGGGGACGGGCAACCCAAAGUGGCUUCACACUGGAUGAUGUUAUCCAGCCUGGUGUGGAUCAAUCUGAGCAUUCUUGUGUCAGAAUGUCAGGCUGUGUGGCUGGAGAUGCAGAAUCAUAUACUGUCUUCAUGCAGUUUUUUGAUCCUCUAAUUGAACUUUAUCACAGUGGUUACCAGGCAAGUGAAACGCAUAAGAGUGACAUGAAUCCAGAAAACUUAAAGGGUGGAUCUGAUUUAGAUGGACAAUAUGUGCUGGGGUGCAGCGUAAGCGCUGGGCGCAAUGUGGAUGGUUUUAGUUUCCCACCACAUUGCAGCCGCGGGGAGAGGCGUGCACUGGAAAAGCUGGCGAUAGCAGCCUUCCAUGUGAUGGAUGAUGAAUUUAAGGGCACUUACCAUUCAUUGAAGAACUUGAGUGAGGAAGACUGUCAGGAUCUGACCAAUGCUGGAAUCCUUACUGAUAAUCUUGUUACUCCAAAGAUGUUUUCAUCUGGAAUGGCCAGAGAUUGGCCAGAUGCACGGGGAGUCUGGCACAAUGAUAUGAAAAAUGUUAUUGUUUGGGUCAAUAAAGAAGACCAUCUUCGUAUUACAUUUAUGCAACAGGGAGGAAAUUUGAAACAAGUUUUUACACAGUAUUCUUUGGGUAUUAAAAUGCUUGAAGAAAUAUACUGUCAGAAAAAGCACCCUUUCAUCUGGAAGGAUAAUCUAGGUUAUGUGUUGACCUGCCCGUCUGAACUUGGCACGGGCUUACGGGCAAGUGUCCACAUUAGGCUGAAGUACAUCAGUAAGCAUGAGAAGUUUGAUGAGAUCUUGCAGAGACUACGUCUAGAAAAACUCACUGCAGGAAAGAUGCAUUUCUUGAAAGUUCUCCCAUUUCUCAUCAGCGUUCAUCUCUGUGUGAUGCCUUUGCUUCCACUGAAAGUGGUGUUUGUGAUAUUUCUAAUUCGGACAGAAUUGGUUUUUCCGAAGUUCAACUAUUGCAGUUUCUUGCUGAUGGCAUUAAACUGUUGAUCAACAUGGAUAAAAAUAUUCAACAGGGAAAGUCUAUUCAUGACCUUCUUCCUGCUCACAAGUAGAUGGAUGUAUAUUUAGUAAAAUAAAAUUACACUUUCUUUAAAGUUU